Aquila chrysaetos chrysaetos is the source of this 8670-nucleotide messenger RNA. RefSeq names its product ubiquitin specific peptidase 46 (gene USP46). Bases 471 to 1616 code for a protein of 381 amino acids. The record is from RefSeq and is a predicted model, not a curated record. NCBI's taxonomy places the organism in Eukaryota, Metazoa, Chordata, Aves, Accipitriformes, Accipitridae. Gene Ontology annotation, biological process: protein deubiquitination. The transcript is spliced from 10 exons. Gene Ontology annotation, molecular function: cysteine-type deubiquitinase activity; cysteine-type endopeptidase activity. Gene Ontology annotation, cellular component: nucleus; cytosol.
GAGAAGGAGGAGGAGGAGGAGGAGGAGGAAGGGGGAGAUUAGCGCGGUGCCGGCUGGCGCAGAGGCGCGGCUGAGCGCUCCAGCGGGAGCCCGGGGCCCUGCGGGCCGUGCGGGAGUCAGAGGCGGAAGGAGCGGAGAUGCGGCUGCUCUCCCCGCGCUGCUGAACCUCCCGGUCACUCGCCCGGAGGAGGGGGGGCAGGAAGGUCCGUCCUCCUCGCUGCGCUGCGGGCGCGAAGGGUGCCUGUGCAGUCCCCUCCUCUUGCUUUUAUCCCAGCCCCGGAGCAGAAGCCGCCGCCGCCGCCCCCUCUCCCUUCCUGCGCUCUUCCCACCAUGAGCGGGGCUGUUUUCACCUUAUAAAGAUGGCGGUGUGGGAUCGCUGCAACCUUUAGACUCAUGACUGUCAGAAACAUCGCCUCCAUCUGUAAUAUGGUUCUUCAAGAGCAGCUACACGCAGUUGCCAGCUUCCCUCCAUGUGGUGCCCCAGCAUGCCUUGUGCUGGUGAUGCCACACAUACCAUUCAUCUGCCCUGGAGAAUGGAGCCUACCUCUAGGGGCACCAAUGCCUCUGCUCUGGAAAAAGACAUUGGCCCAGAGCAGUUUCCAAUCAAUGAACACUACUUUGGCUUGGUCAAUUUUGGGAACACCUGCUACUGUAACUCCGUGCUGCAGGCAUUGUAUUUUUGCCGGCCGUUUCGGGAAAAUGUAUUAUCAUACAAGGCCCAACAGAAAAAGAAGGAAAAUCUCUUGACUUGCCUAGCAGAUCUUUUCCACAGUAUUGCUACUCAGAAGAAGAAAGUUGGAGUUAUUCCACCAAAGAAGUUCAUAUCAAGGUUACGAAAAGAGAACGAUCUCUUUGACAACUACAUGCAGCAGGAUGCACAUGAGUUUUUAAAUUACCUGCUCAACACCAUCGCAGACAUUUUGCAGGAGGAGAAGAAACAGGAAAAGCAAAAUGGGAAACUGAAAAAUGGCAACAUGAAUGAAGCUGAAGAGAACAAUAAGCAAGAACUCACCUGGGUGCAUGAGAUUUUUCAGGGAACACUGACUAACGAAACUAGAUGUUUGAACUGUGAAACCGUUAGUAGCAAAGAUGAAGAUUUUCUUGACCUUUCUGUUGAUGUGGAGCAGAACACAUCAAUUACACACUGUCUAAGAGACUUCAGUAACACAGAGACAUUAUGUAGUGAACAGAAAUACUACUGUGAGACUUGCUGCAGUAAACAAGAGGCACAGAAAAGGAUGAGAGUAAAAAAACUGCCAAUGAUUCUUGCCUUACACCUCAAGAGAUUCAAGUAUAUGGAGCAAUUGCACAGGUAUACUAAGCUGUCUUAUCGUGUAGUAUUUCCUCUGGAGUUACGUCUCUUCAACACAUCUGGCGAUGCUGUCAACUUAGAUCGGAUGUAUGACUUGGUAGCUGUUGUUGUUCACUGUGGAAGUGGACCGAAUCGGGGGCAUUAUAUUACUAUUGUGAAAAGUCAUGGAUUUUGGCUCUUGUUUGAUGAUGACAUUGUAGAGAAAAUAGAUGCUCAAGCUAUUGAAGAAUUCUAUGGUCUGACCUCUGAUAUAUCAAAAAAUUCAGAGUCUGGCUAUAUUUUAUUCUAUCAGUCAAGAGAGUGAGUGACUUGGCAAACUGUGACAGUUGUGCACAAUGAUGCUGCACGCAAAAGAAGGUGAUGGCCCCCCUUAACUGACUUUUACACAGACCACAUCUUGUAUGGUCGAACAACGAUACGCUCUAUCUCCUAUUAUGGUCUGUGUGAUAUUGACUAUAACUGUCCAUUUUUGACAUGCGGAACUUUGUUUUUGGAAGGGGUGGUUGUUUGUAGUUUUUAAGUCUGAUUGAAGAGUUAAUUGCAGUCAGAUUUUAGUGGAAUUUAUAUGGACUAACAUUUACAGAUAAUAAGAUUUGGAUGUCAACUGUUAAACCCAAUCCAGCUAGAGUAGUAUUUUAUAUGGAAGUGUUCAUUCCAUUUAGGGCAAAAUUGUUUAAAACUUUCUAAAUGGCUUUGGGGUGUGUUGAUUUACAAAGCAUUCCUUUAAAUACAUCCUGACAUAUACCUACCCAUUUUAAGUGUAAGGAAAAAAAAUCUGUUUCAUUAUGAUUGGAAUUGUGGUUGUAUAGGGGAUUUUUUUACAUGUUACUCUCUGCUGCAAAAAAGAUAUUCUUCCAAAAUCAUUUAAGCUUUGGGCUGUUAAAAACUUUCAGUGGAUAACUUCAGGCCUAAACUUCACAUAGAGGGAUUUAAAUUACAGUGGAACUAAGUAAUUCUGUAUGUCCAGUCAUUUUGUUUAUCGUGAGAUAGUACAGAUGAGGUGAGAUUUCAGAACUCACAGAGCACUGGGAUAAAGGGAGUGAGAUGACAUGUAUGACACAAAGAUAAAUUACAUUUAUAGAGAUUGAGCUUAUCUUUCUGUUAAAACAAUAUCAUAGGUUGUUUACUUAAUUGAGUUGCAGAGAUUGCAACACUGCCCACAUCUAGCAUAUCCGUCAAGACUGAAAUUACACAGUCCAUUUAAAUAAGUGUUGUUCAUACAAUACAGAAGACACGGCUUGAUCCUGCAAUUUUCUGAAUAACUGUAGGUCCCAUUUUCAUUUCUCAAGACAGAGUCCAUUUCUUAGCAACAUAACAUAAUAAAUAACAACCAUAAGUUUACACACACUGCCAUGUAUAUAUAAUCUCUAACAUUUUGGCCAUGUUUGACAGCAUUUGGGUCACCAAGGAAACAGAUACGGCUCUGGAGUGUCUGAUUUUAAAAAUAUCAAAAGGCUUAGUGCAAAAGGCUUAGUUUGUGAUUUUACUGGGUGAAUUUGGCUGGCACUAGUCAUGCACUGGCUAAUAAAAUUGCUGAACUCACAUGCUGGAAUUUGGCGAAGAAUGAAUGUAGAAGAAAGUAUCAAUAGGGUAUGCGAAGGGAUCGAUAACAGGUUGUGGCAGUGGUAACACUGGGUAACUACCUUGAUUGGUUUGACACUUUCACUUCAUUACACAAUUCUUGAACUUCAGUAGCCAAAUUCCUAUUCCAAUGAAGUCAACAGCAAAACCACUCUUGUCUUCAGGGGGACUGACAGUUGGUUCUAGUAUUUAGAAGGAAAUAUUCUCAUCUCACAAAAUUUAUUUCUAAUUGUUAUAUUUAAUUCACUCUCACUAAGUAUUUAUUAGACAAUGUUGCUUUUGGUCCUUCUUUUCUUUAAGAAUUCUGCCUGCCACUUUAUGGCCGACACUCCAUUUCAAGAAAUGGCUUUUGAAGUGUAGCUAAAUCAUAUAUUUUAGUCUUCUGUAGGAAAGAGAAUAACUUUUUUUCAUUGUAAUCUACUGUGAAUGUGAAAUAUCUUUUGUUAAACAAUGGUGAAAAUGAAGUACUAACUUCUACUGUAACAUCAAUUGAAGUUCAGUUGGAUUUAUCAACAGCCAUUUUGUACACUAAUGAAAUGUAGCACUUUACACUGAAUGAGAAACAGAAGUGGACUUCUCAUCUAACAUUAUUUGUGAUUUAUCAUGUUAUUAUACCUAUACAGUAAAACAGACGUAGAAUGUAACCUUAGAGUGCGCACUUACGUGAAUUAUAGUAGUGGUCUACAGAGAUCACUCAUAUGAAUGAAGGCUGGUAUGCAGGCUCAAGACAAGCAUAACCGGGAUGCAACUGUAGUUCUUCUAUUGAUGUUAGAACAAAAUGUUCUGUCUCUAAGACAGAAGGCAGACAUCUUACAGGCGACUUCAACUCUCACUGAGGCCCAGGAACCUUUCCAUCGAAAAGCUAAACCUGCAAAUCCCUCUUUGAUGGAUUUAUUUAUAAGCAUUCAGAAUUUCCCUAUAAAAAUAUAAUAAUCACUUGCUUUUUAAAAUGGGUAAGGUUUCCUCAUUGUGAAUGAUGGCACUUUCUAGAUCAUUAUUAACCAGUGCUGGUCCAAAGGUCUGUACUUCACAGUUUACUGUUGAACAUUCUUAGGUCAUUCUUCAAUUUUAAAACAAGCAACAAAAAAGAUAUUCUUAAGGUAUCAUUUGAAUGUUUAGGGCUCAUGUUUAUAUGAAAAGUAAUUUUUCAUAAAAAUAUUUUUUAAAUCACUUCAAUUUUAGGAAAUGUUUUCCAUAUGUCAAUUGACUUAUCUGAAAAUUGAUUUUUUAAAUGUUACUAAUAUGAAUUAAUAUUUAAAUGCUAAAGAACAGGAUAAUAAUCUUUGGUUUUCUCCAGCUGCAAGACAGCUUUAGACUGUAAAACAUACAGAUAAUUGCAGUAUGUUAUUGAGAGUAAAAUUACUAGAAUAAGCUUUUUCAUAAAGUAUGAAAAAAAAUUUAAAUUCAUGCUAGCCCAUGAAAAGAUCACAGCACUGGUAUCACACCAGUCCAACAUCAGCAGUCUGAUAUUAGCUCUGAAAAAUUGUGGAAUACUCACUUUAUGCUAACACCAGCUAGAUUAAGGAACAUCUACUUUUCAUUAAAAAAAAAAUAAAUUGCAGUCACAAUUCUAUAAAUUAUAUCCAGUCUACAGUGUGCUGAAUGUCUUGACUUCAGUCCAGCAAAAGCUGUCCAUCACGGCUGUAUGAAUAGCGCCAGUCCAGGCAGCAGAACUUCUAUGUCAAAUUAAGGACAUUCACAUGGGUUUUGCAGGAUUGGGCUCCUCACAGGAACAAUCAUAUGAUGUGAAGUAUUUUAGUUGAUUAAAUAAAACAUAAUCCUUUUUCUCUUAUGCUUAUGUAUAGAUUUCCUGCCCCUUAUGAAAGAAUGGAAAAAUAUCUAGGACAAUAAAAGCUUUUCAGCCAGCAGCUAGAAAACAAAAUUGUAGCACAGAUGUCUGAUAGUAUUCUGUGCUUCCCUAAAAUGACUAUUUUUAUGGUGACAGGUUCUGAGCAUAUUAGGCCUUAUGACAUCUGAAGUUUUCUAUUUGUUUCACACACUGUUGCUAAGAUGUGUUGUCCAUUUAUAAAUCUUAGUACUAUGUUCUUACUUUAAAAAAAAGAAUAUUUUUGCCCUGUGCUGUUUUUCCACUGAACCCAAUGAAGCACUGCAGUGCUGAUGAAUCAGUUACCUUAGAGGAUGAGCUCAGACCUCAACUUUUAUGUUUCACAGAACAGGCUGUCAGGAUUUUAUGUAAUUUCUAUUUUGGGGACAUAGCAGAGGGAGGCAGAAGAGGGGACUGAUGGAGAAACCAUACCAGUGAAGCAGAUCACCUUGUUGAAAUUAAGUCAGUCCCAAAAUUACGCUGAUCAAUUUUAUUUUAAUAAUUUACAGUUACCUCAGAGCAGUAGACAACAUCUUAAAAGUCUUGUUCCUUUAGCAGUUGGAGUAAAGAAAAUAAAGCAGUAGGUGUUUCCUUUGUGAUAGAUUUAAUAAAGAUAUUAAAGACCUAACUAAGCUGAAACCGAAAUUCAUGUUACAUGGUGGGUCCUAAAGUGCUACCACAACCUGUCUUUUAUCUUCAGACAUUACAUUUCAUUCACCCAUCUGUUACAGCAUCAUGUACUUGGGACCUGAGCUGGCAGCUUCCAGCUGCCAGUGAUUUGAUGCCUCUCAGCAGCAGACCCUUCUUGUUUUGUCUCUUUUUUGCUGCUUGUGGCUGACAAGUGUGAGCAGUAUCUUACAGCUGAAUGUGUACUAGAAAUUUUAAGAAGUUUUGGCUGUGUACCUGUUCUUUGCCAGUACCUUUUAUCAGUGUUUGUUUUAAUUUAUUUCUCUUUUGUUGGUCUGUUAUUGUAUUUGUAUAAUAACUUAUGUAGUUAAUAUAAUUAGUUUCCUGUUUAAAUUUUUAUGUACUUUGAUUUUUUAAAAUGUAAUCAACCCAAGCACUUUAAGCAACAGUCAAUCUUGUGAAAUUCCAAUCAGCUUAACAUUUUGCCUUUGUCUUUUUGCUUUUGCAGAUGUUUGCUUGUGAUCCAACAUCUCUAGUUACAACCCAAUUUCAAUUUUUAGGCUUGUAGUCCUAGUUGGGUUGUAAAUUUGGGAAGCCCAAAUUUGUUCAUACAAUACAAGGAUGCAGUAUUUACUAUGUGUCUGCUACACAUAGCAGUAUGUAGCUGAUGAGUUGCACUCACAGUGCACAUUUCACAACCUUUUUUGCACUCUACCUGCUAACCCAUCUGAGAAUGACUGUAAUACUUUAAUCUCUGGCACAGUUAUCAUUGACUAUAAUUUAGAAAAGCUCUACAGGAGAAUUCUCUUUUACCAAACACGGAGUUAGCUGUCAAUGAGCUGAUGAUACAGGUAUUGCUCUCUUUGCCAUUUUAUCUGUGCUCUGUACAGUCUCAAUUAUUAAUAAUCUUGAGAGCUGCAUUUAUUCUUGGACCUUGUGUGAGUGCUAGCAAGGAGAGCAAUCUUUUUGCAUCUUCCUUCUUUCCACUUGGACUCAUAUAAAGGGAAGAGAGAAUGAAGUAGAGUAAGUGCUGGUGUAAAAAAACCACACCAUCUAUCAAAGACACUGGAUGUUUCUUAGAGGCCAGCAUCUGUGGUAUCCAUAAGAGAAAGUCACUGACUUUUUGUGUUGUUAUGCAAGAGUUAUUCUUAGUUUUUUAGACAUUGUAUUCUCUUUGAUCAAUGGAAAGACUAGGGCUUUUUCCUGUUACAUCAGUUCUGUUGCUGAGGUGCUUCUUCUCAAUCUAACAUGGCACUUUUAGUAUUUAAAUAGCCCUUGGGAAGCCUUAAUAGACGCCCUUUUAAUUUCUUUGCUGUUAACAUGCAUUACUUCAAAGAGAUUGCUUGAACCUGUCCACAAGACUUAUUCAGAUUAACACACUCCUUUUGCAUACAAAGUCAAAUAACACCUAUCAGGAGGUAUGUGCCCACCUGAUGGGGCCAUCUGGGCUAAGCCCACACCUUUUUACACACUAAUGAUUCUUUUCCCCCUAGGAGGUUUGCUCCCUGGCUUUGCCUGAAUGAUUUAAUAUGAAACCACACAUAAGUCCCUUUAUUCAUGGUCUCAGAGUUGCUAUAAUUCUUUAAUAAUUCUGCUUCAUUUGGUUAUCGACUGGGACUAUUGCACAGUCUAAAAUAGAUUAACUUCUGUGUGCCAUUCACAGUAGUCAAUUUAACAGCCUAAUGCUUCUGAUGAAGGCUGUUGUAGGUGGCAACUUCACUGUAUGUAAGAUUAUCAAAGAGCAAGUCACUUUUCUGUGGUAGGUCUGUAGGAGGAGCUGGACUAGCAUGAGGCUUCCUAACCCUCAGCUUGUACCCAGCUGAAGUUGGUGCUCCAACCUCUAGAUAAUCCCAACGCUUCUCCUAGGGGUUCCAAAGUGGCAGGAGAAAACCCUUUGUGAAGACACCUUGCGGGUCACCAAAACAUCUUGCCUGCCACAGUAGAUAAUUAAUAAGUAUUUGCAACCCCUCUCUCCCCGCUCCCUGAAACCUCAUUAAUACAUAUACAUUCCUUAAAGAGGCUGUUUAAACAUCAGCAAUGUUUCUACAAUGGUGUUCGUAUUUGCAAAUGUCCCAAGACAGAUUGUGUUCACAUACUAAAUUGUUUCCUAGUCCUCUCUCAACUCUCAUUCUAACAGUAAGAGCAACACCAGGGCAGCCAUGUUACAGGUUCAAGUGCUUUUCCUGGAGACAAUUUUCUAGCUUCAGUGGCUUUUGUUAAAGAAGACCUAAUGCAAGCUCCAGAACUUACCCAUGACUCUUAAGGAUUAAAGUCACCAUAUGCUGUACGAAUGUGAGUGUAGGGUAGGGGGAAGAAGAAAGAGAAGAGGAAGAAAUAAGGAAAGGGCUGUUUUUUUCGGAGGCUUUGAAAAUGUAUAUCUGUAAAUAUAUAGUCCCUCUCUACCUUGUCAAAACAAUGCAAUCAUAAUAAAACUACUUAAGUACUUCGUGCUAGUUUUUUAAAUGGAGUAAGAGGUAGUAGAAUUAUUAGGCACAUAAUUGGGGACACAUGAAAAUACUGAAUUUCUAGUAAAACGUACAAUACGUGGUGUAUGUGUACAGUUGAGUACCUGCUCUUUUUAAUCAUGUACAUGUAAUUAAACCCUGCACUACCUGCAGAACUGUAAGAUAAAUUUCAUGUUGGUUAUUAAGGCUGUAACAUAAGAAAACAGUAUUUUCUCCUGUUAACGUGUUUAUAUUUUACAUAAAAUAAACUCCCUAGCUGAUCUUGCUUCCAUUCAACUUGCUUUGAAUUCAGCUGGAGACAGACUAGGGCUGAACACUGAUGUUGGUUGUUACACAACAUGCUUCUGAAUGUCAGGUAUCUGUAUUCUUACAGAUGCCAAGACUGCUGAUGCUCGCUUUUUAUUUCAUUUAAUGGAGUCAUUGCAUUUUAAGUGACUUCAGAGAAUAUUUCAUCACCUGGGCUAACUGCCUCUGAAGUGUCUUAAGGGAACAAAUUUUGCAUGCAGUUGGUGAGGCGUCUUGGUGGAAUAUACAUACAAUUGUGUGACUGAGCUGUACCUAGUUAAAGCACAUCACUGACCUUGCCAAUGUUACUGAGAAGAGCUGAAACUGAACAGAAUAAAAAGCAGCCAGAAUUGAAUUACCUUUUGCAUCAGGGAAUGACGAGAAUCCCAAGCCCUUUAGCCUGGGAUUUUACCUGUGACUACCAGAGCGCGAAAGGGUUUUUGCUAACAGGGUCUAAAAUUCUGUCAGAGAAUUGAAAUGUUCCUGUAGUCUGCUAAUUUUCCUGAUGUUAUUCAUUAACAAACACAAUUUACUUUCUCAAAAUAAAAGGCUGGAGUUUCUUGUUCUUGUCUAAA